Molecule: messenger RNA, 4482 nt
Organism: Trematosphaeria pertusa
Lineage: Eukaryota; Fungi; Ascomycota; Dothideomycetes; Pleosporales; Trematosphaeriaceae
Exons: 1
Coding region: 1-4482 (1493 amino acids)
Source: RefSeq, a predicted model, not a curated record
AUGACACUUCCCUUCGACGGCCCCGAGCCGCGCACGUACGCCGACCUCCUCGCUCGCCUCGACGGCCAACUCGACGCAGAUGACUGCGACAGCAUCGAGUUCGUAUCCGCGCAUUUGCACAUGCUCCGGCGCGAUCCGUCGAUGUUCAACCACUCUUUCGGAGGCGACGGAGGAGCGGAGCCAAGCCCGCAGUUCCUAGUACUUAUGAGCGACGUGGAGAGAGUGGGUGUGCAGGGGUGGGUGAAGUGGAUCGAGGCGAAGAGGAAGUAUGGGGGCGCUUAUGAGAGUAUGCGAGGAGCGUGGAGUGCGAGUUGCGAGGAGGCGGCGGAGUCGAGGAGGAGAGAGCGGGAGUUGCUGGAUGAGUUGGAGCAGGAGAGGUUGGCGCGCAAGAGUAGGUCUCCGACUGGGCUCCUGGAGAAGAAGGGGUUCAAAGUUGCAGCUGGACUGCAGGGGAGUGGUGAGGUGGAGAAGGGAGGUGAUGCGGACAGCAUUGAGCAGCUGCAGAGGCUUGUUGGGAGGUUGGAGACGCAGCUUAAUAGGCUCGAUGGGUUGAGAAAUGCUGAAGAGGAGGGGCUGAAAGAAGCGCUCUUUGGAAAGCUGCCGAGUAUCCCUGAAGAGAAGGUAUUGAAAGAAGCCCUCUUCGGAAAGCUUCCGAGUAUCCCUGAGGAUUUCGAGGAUGAGACCGAUGACGAGAGCUAUGACGGGCAAGAGAGGGAUGAGGAAGGCACUACCGAUGCUCCAACUCGAAGACCCCGGCCAUGGUCUGGUUCUUCCACUAUUGUCGAAGUGGGCAGUGCUAUCGGUCGACCAAAGACGGGAGCCGGUAUCUCGAAUGUUGCCGUUAGUGCUGCCGCAGCCGACGCUGAAUAUCCGCCUCCACUCACUCCUAGCGUCGUAGACACAGCGGACGAGGAUGAUAGAGACGCCAGCAUUUCCCGCGAAGAGAACCGUCUCUGGGCCAAAGAGGAACACGAACGCUGCAACUCGUUCACCUUUGACACACUUUCGCCAUCUUCACACUUUGCGAGCCGUGAGAGCGAUGCACUGCCGAACUACAUAUAUAUUCCUCUCCCAGCGGACUUCACCGUUCCAACUCAUAGCGCUCGCACGCCUUCCUUAACAUUCCGCACCCCGGCUUCAGUGUUCCACUUCCCUCACGGCGCAACAAGAGACCAACUACUUCGCCUCUUGCGCCUACGACGGGCUGCGGAUAUGCCCGGACCCAGCCUAGAAUCUCCAGAGGAGGUCAACGUCAUCCGAGUCCGAACUCAUGUAAUGGAGUGGGAGCUCAAGAACGCGAUCCGAAAGUACAUGACAAGCGAAGAGUGGAACACGACGGGUGGUCAGCAAUGGAAGUCCGAGGGUGAAGGCGUUACGUAUAUUGUUAGUAAGCCAGAUGUUUACUUCAGUGGCAUGUCAAAGCUGCCAAGCAGUGGGAGUCACGAGGGGAAAGAGCAGAGUGACGAGGGAGAGGAGAUGGAGGGAGAGAACUGGCAUGAAGUGCCACAGCUCAGAGGCGGAGCCGGUCUUUCGCCCGAGGAAAUGGGGCAGAGGCACUACGACAAGGCGAGACCAGGCCAACAGAGCGAGUUCAUAUCGGACUACAUCGUCCUGGACGGCAUUCCAGGCACCAACAAACCUUCUUCGCGCUCCAACGCCCAGCCCUUCGAUAAUUCCCAUCAGCCUCCCAGUCCCGCCCCCUUGUACGCUGCCAUCUCUACCUUCGAGCAGACUUGGAUUCAUUACGUCCGCGUCCUGCAGCUCAAGAAUGCCUCUUCUGAGCGGCUCAUCGAGUACCUUCGCGCGCGUAUCAAAGACGACGAGGAGACGAUUGAAUGGCAGGAUGACAAGUUGGAGGAUAUGUUUUGCGCAAUGGAGCAGUUGAGGAGGGAGGUUGGGUUGGCGAAGGAAGAGGCGGCAGCUGCGAGGAUGGAGACGGAGCAGUUGAAGGAGGUGAUGAACUCCGUUAAUGGUGUGAAAGGGUCUACACUGGAGGAAGAGCUAGGACCAGAAGACGAGCGGGAAGAAAGGCUGGAAUAUGAUGAGCUUGCAGAGCCAGUGUCAUGGGACGGUCCGCAUACUCCUGGUAUGCGCGGUGGAGGAAGCCCACAUCAGUACACCGAGGACACUCGGGUUCCACAAAACACUGCAGAUCAACAGGAACCCACUACGCAUGAAGAAACCGCUACAGCAUUCUACUUCUUUCCCAGCGUAUCCAUCAUCGCGCUCCUCGGCCCUCAUCUCCGCUACUUCCAAUGGCCUCGCCGCACUACUCUCCCACAGAUUCGCGACAUCCUCGAACACCGGCACGCUCAUGGCAUGGACGACAAUAACCCCUGCCUUAGACGAAUCCGCGACAUACUCGAGAUGAGAGAGGAGAACGGGAUAACGCUUCCGGAUGUGCAAGACGAGCGCAUGGUACUAAUCAGCAUUCCGCAAGAGAAGGGGGAUGGAGACGAUGAGAAGCCGGGCAAGGCCGCGUUAUGGGAAAAAGGAUUCGGCCCAGAUGAGUAUGAGAAGCUGCGUCUCGAAGCGCUCCGCGGUCUGAACGUGCCUGUGGCUAAUGAUCGAUCCCAUCUCUCGCCUCCCAGCAGCGGAGAAGACGACAAGUUCUACGAGGUCGGGGACUUGAUCAACGCUAUCCACGACCAGAUUGACGCCGCCCUUACUGGAUCAGAUCGCUUCAUAUAUGGCAAUCAUGAGUCAGUUCCGUCCCCUCCCUCAAGCAGCUUCCUGAACCCGCGAACUCCCCCGCCAAUCUCCGUGCGCAGCGUCUCCUCCCGUCCAACACCGCCUAAGAUUCCUUCCUUCCAUUUUUCUCCUCGUCCAACCCGACCCAGUCCUCCGCGUCGCACCACCUCGGCAGUCCCCGAAACCUCUUAUCACCCGCAUCCUGCGACGAUGCCGACGACGAAUCCCUGGCCAAGGAUUCGCCAUGUCCGCGCAGAUGGGGACGAACUCUAUCGCUCUGCGAAUUUUGGCUAUGAACUGGAUGGCGAAAAGCCUGCGAAUGGAAUCGCUGGAGAAGAGGAGGAAGAGGAGUUGUGGAGGCAUGCACGGGGAAAAGGGUGUGAGACCUGGCUCGGUGAUGAGUGUUUGGAGAGGGGGAGGACGAGGUGUACGUUUUGCGAUGUGAGGUUUGUGGACGAGGAAGACAAGGGAAGUUCUGAAUCGUACGGGAGCAUUAAUGAUCCCGACGGUGUGCCGACACCGCGGACAAGGACGAGACGCUCUUCGCCGAAGAGAACCGAGAAUAUUAGCGGAGACGAAGAAUCCACUUCCCAGAAGACAACAGCCCUUAACUCGCCCGAACUCUCGCCUAAAACCAUAGAUCCUCAUCUCCGCGGCGGAGCGAAUACCCAUAUACACCCUUUCGAGUACCGCUGGUUAGACGACUGGCACACAACUUCGCCGCAGCUCACACGACGCACCCGGUUAUCAUCUCGUUCGCACUUCUCGCCCGACUCUAGCCCCUCUAUAUCCCCGUUCUCCCAACGCCACACACUUCCCAGACACAGAAGCAUACCCGAUUUCUACGACGAGAACGGCAAUGCACUAGAAGAGAGCUGGCGCCCUAGCUAUGAAUCAUGUCUCAUGGAGCCUAAUGAGCCGAAGCCAGAGUGUAAGCCGCAUUUUUGGGCUGACGAAGUGGGUGGGGAAGACGAUGAUAUGCGGUGGGGGAUAAAUGAAUCUGAAGCGGAGACUUCGACAUCAGGAGUAGGAUUGAGAGGCGGAUUUAUUCCGCCGCAAAACUCAGCACUUUCUACCCUUCAGUCACCUUGGUUUGGCGAUUUCUUUGGCGGCAACGUGUUUGAUGAGACGUAUGAACUCGAUUUCUACAACGAUUACCCCACUAUCGACAGCUCGUUCUCCGCGUACAACGAGCGAGCAAACCAAUACCACGAGAGACUCGCCGCAAGCCAGCGUCAGAGCCGUCAGAGCCGUCAAGCGCAACGCGCUGAACUCCAACCCCGUCUCGACGUCCUGCGCGCUGAACCACGAGAAGCCGACGCUCAGAUCAAGGAGCUUGAGUCACAGUCGCUGGCCAACGAUGCUCUGAUGGAGCAGCUCGCGGAUCAGUCUCUACUCAAUCUAGAUUUUGGGUACGUUCCCUCUCCCGCUGGUCCCCCUGCUCCUGCUCCCGCGCCUGCGCCUGUUCCGCUGCCAACUCCUACCCCUACUAGUGCUCGUACUGCUCCGUCUUCUCCGUCUCCGUCUUUUGCUUUUUCUCCUUCUCCUUCUCCUCUACCACAAUCAAACGACGAUGCGCUCAAAGACGCACUAGAGAAGCUGAGGGCAUCGCUCGUGGAGAAAACGCAAACGCAAAGGCGCACAGCAGCACCGCCGUGGGAAACGGAGCGCAUCACAGACGGUCCGUGGGUUCCAGAAACGGUCGCGGGGCCUUCGGACCCGAGUAGAAGGGAGAAGAAGAAGCCGAGGGAAGAGGAGUACGAUGGCAUGCUCUGGGGGCCGUAUACGUGA